Messenger RNA from Chanos chanos (milkfish), 543 nucleotides. Its product is annotated as DELTA-sagatoxin-Srs1a-like. The transcript has 2 exons. Gene Ontology annotation, biological process: pore complex assembly; monoatomic cation transport; cytolysis in another organism. The coding region runs from base 1 to 543 and encodes 180 amino acids. Gene Ontology annotation, cellular component: pore complex. The record is from RefSeq and is a predicted model, not a curated record. NCBI's taxonomy places the organism in Eukaryota, Metazoa, Chordata, Actinopteri, Gonorynchiformes, Chanidae. Gene Ontology annotation, molecular function: channel activity.
AUGGCAUUCUUGGGAGCUGCGGUUAGUGUUGUGAGUCUCAGCCAGGCUAUCGGAGAAGCCUCCAGUCGCAGUUGCACCAUAGAAAUUAAGAAUAACAGCAAUGUCUACUCAGCUGUCAACCCCAAAGUCUGGAUGAUCAGCGGAUACAACGCCCACCCUCCCCCACCCACUGUGGGCAGCAAAGAAAAGGGGUUAUGUGCCUUCUGCAAGACAGGAGGCACUGCCUGUGGGGCUGUGGGUGUGCUGACCUACGACCUGUUCAUCAAAGAGAAACGCCGCUCUGAUAAGAUGAUGGCCAUCAUGUUCUCUGUGCCUUUUGACUACACCUACUAUGAGAACUGGCUGGCGGUGGGCAUUUUUGACCGAGCUCAACCAUGUGACCACGCACUCUACAAUCUCAUGUACUAUGAGUCUGACUCUACAUUCAUUCGUGCCAGGGCCACAGACCCUAGUAUAGUGUACACAUGGGGGUCAGUGGAGAUCAGGGCUUCCAUGAGCAAUGCAAAAUCAGCUAUUGUUCAGGUGGAGAUCCAUGAUAAGUGA